AUGGGAAACAAAUCCCGCUCUUCCCUUUUAUACCCGAGCCACGUGACAACGGCAUUUAAGGAGGAGUCAAAUCGACGCCUGCUUCGACUCCCCAGCCCGACACGUGGCGCAUGCCAACUGACGCAAAAACUGUAUGAACUGGGAGCGAGGAAGAUCGUCGUCUUUGAUGUCGCUGCGCCCGGGUGUUUACCAGCCAUGACGAACAGAAUUGCUUUCAGCUCCGUUUGCGAGGAACGAGUGAAUCAGCUCGUAAACGAAUACAAUCGCCUACUUCCACAGCUAGUGGAGGAUCUGAAAUGCCGCCUUCCGGGAACAGUUUCCAUUCUUGGACGAGUUUCCAAUUCUUUCCAAAACAUCUACCAAAAUCCUUCCAAAUUCGGGUUUAAAUAUACGAACAUUCCAUGCUGUGUUGUGGACGACCAUGGGACCACACCAUGCGUUCCUAAUAAAACACCAUGCCAAGACAGGAAUCAGCAUAUAUUUUAUGAUGCAAUUCACACAUCGGAAGCUGCAAAUGCCAUCAUAGCUAACCAAUGCUUCAGCCAGUCGUCCGUGUGCUCUCCGAUUAAUAUCCAACAACUCGCUGCAGUUCAAGGAAGAUAA
Magnolia sinica is the source of this 603-nucleotide messenger RNA. RefSeq names its product GDSL esterase/lipase At1g71250-like. The record is from RefSeq and is a predicted model, not a curated record. Bases 1 to 603 code for a protein of 200 amino acids. The transcript is spliced from 3 exons. Gene Ontology annotation, molecular function: hydrolase activity, acting on ester bonds. Lineage: Eukaryota; Viridiplantae; Streptophyta; Magnoliopsida; Magnoliales; Magnoliaceae.